This is a messenger RNA of Planococcus citri (citrus mealybug), 9120 nucleotides long. RefSeq names its product homeotic protein spalt-major-like. The transcript has 2 exons. Gene Ontology annotation, biological process: regulation of transcription by RNA polymerase II. The record is from RefSeq and is a predicted model, not a curated record. Gene Ontology annotation, molecular function: DNA-binding transcription factor activity, RNA polymerase II-specific. The coding region runs from base 858 to 2765 and encodes 635 amino acids. Gene Ontology annotation, cellular component: nucleus. Lineage: Eukaryota; Metazoa; Arthropoda; Insecta; Hemiptera; Pseudococcidae.
UCGCGUUCGCGUUGAGGAGGUGGUGGCGUUGCCGUCGACACACAGCGACACCGCGACCAUCGAGCACCGCCGAGCCCGAGCCCGAGAGAGCCCGCAGCCCAGCGCCGCCGAUUGCGAUUGCCCGCCGAGUGCAUAAUCUGUUUCUGUUGAGUUGGUCAUGUUGCGCCGCGUUCGCCUUCGCCGAAGCCAAAGCCAAACGACGAGUACGAGAUGAAAAUUGGAUUAGUGUAACGUAACUGCUACUGCUACAUAUACGAGUAACUCGCAAGUGUCGUGCUACCGAUUUCCAUUUCACCUAUACCUAUAGCAUCGCUGGCUAAAUUUGCAAAAUUUUCCUCAUCGUCAGCUCACACUUUGGAGCCUUUCAAAUACCAACCGAAGCGACUCACCCUCUCGAACACAUCGUUAUCGAUACUUGUCGACGAAAAUCCAUUCGUUCUAACAACUAUUUUUCAAUUUUCAUCCGUAAUAAUAAUAUGAAUAAUAAUGGUCGCGUUCAGUUCACGUAUUGCGGUGCCCGAAUAAGUGCGAUAAAAUGAUUAAAUAUUGUCGUCGUUUUUGCGAAUAAUAAUCGAAAUCGAGUAUUUUGGUACCUACUUUCGCGAGUUCGUUCAGAGUUUUAUUUAUAUUUCUAUUUUCUUCCAUUUUUUUUUUAUUUUUAAUAAUAUUUAAUUUGUUGAAUCGUUCGAUCGUUCGUGUAUCUGCACAGUUUAUACGUGUUUGAUUCGCGUGUGUUUGAAUUUGCUGACAUCGUGUAUGCUGAAUUCAUCAUCCACUGCUCAAACUGACUACUCGCUGGAAGAAUUUUUGUUGUGUACUGACACCACUUUUUAUUUAAAGGUGGCGGAAAUAAAGUGAUGAGUGCGGUGGACAGCUCGCCGGCGUGGUACUCUAGCAGCUACUACCCGCGAGUUGGAUCACUACCGUUCCUGCCAAAUGCUAAUUCGGUGAAAACUUUUGCGGACAAUAUGCGAGAAAAAGAUUCGAGCCCUAGAAAAAUGGUGCUAUGUUCUAGUGGCGGUGGCGGAGGAGGCCACGGCGGCCACGGUGGCCACAAUUCCCCCAAGCAAGGCUCCAUUUACCCGUUGAGCAUCUCGGAGCACCCGAUGAGCGCCAGCAGCCGAAACGAACACCACAAUCAUCAUCACCAUCACGACGACGACGACGAAGACGACGACUGCGACAUGCCGUUCGACUUGUCGCGAAAUUCGCGCCUAAUAAUGCCCCGCAUGUCGCCGGCGAACAGCAAAUCGUCGUUGGAGAAAUACGACGACGGUGGAGGAGGCGGAGGCGGAGGAGGCGGCGGCUGCGCCGAAAAAGACGAAAACCAACCCUUAGAUCUCAGGCUCGAAUUUAAGAAAUCAAACUACACCAAAAGGUACAGCGCCGAGGACGAGAAUCGAAACAUCAUCUCGAGAUCGCCGUCGCCGACCGAUACAGCGACCAGUUGCUCGCCUAGGGCCAAAGACGAUUCGGAUCGCAUGAUUAGCACUACGUUGCUGACGGCUUCGGCCGCAGAUACCAAGCAGUCGCAGAUGCAGCAUCAGCAACAGCCACCACCGCCGCAGCCGCCGCCGCCGCCGCCGGUCGUCUCACCUUAUAGAAUUUUGUUUCCUCAUCAACCUAUUCAUCCAUUUAUGAUAGAGGCUUUGUGUUCCGACGAUAAACUUUCUCGUUUACCGCUUCAUUAUUCUAGUUACCCGCAUCACAGUACCUAUCAUUUUUUAAAUACGUCAAACUUGUUGAACGGUAACCACCAAGUUCCGUCACCUUCUUCGUUCGAUCUCAUGAGGACGUCGCAGAAUUCGGCGUCUCGUUGCGGCGCCGGCGCCUCCAGCAACGGCAACGGAGGAUCCGGCAUCACCAAUGGUGGUGGCGGUGGCGGUGGCGGCGGCAACAACAACAACAACAGCAUCUCAUCCGGUGGUUCGGCCGUCGCCAGCCUUCUCAACGGUUCCGGCCGAGGAGGCAGCGAGUCCGUCUCCGUGUCCAGCAACGGCACCAUCAAGACCAAGGAUCGGUACGCGUGCAAAUUCUGCGGCAAAGUGUUCCCUCGUUCGGCCAACCUGACCAGACAUCUGCGCACGCAUACCGGCGAACAACCCUACAAGUGCAAGUACUGCGAGCGUUCCUUCAGCAUAUCGUCGAAUCUGCAACGGCACGUCCGCAACAUACACAACAAAGAGAAGCCGUUCAAAUGCCCUCUGUGCAGUCGUUGCUUCGGCCAGCAAACGAAUCUGGAUCGGCAUCUGAAGAAGCACGACGCCGACGGGCCCACCAUCCUGGACGACCGAGUCCUGUCUUCGGACGAAAGGAGCACCUCGUCGCAGCAUUUGGCGCUGACCACGUCGUCGCUUCGCAAGCACGCCGCCGCCGCAGCCGCAGCAGCAGCCGCGGUGGCCGGCGCCAACGCUCUCAGAUCGGCCAACGAGUCGUACUUCGAAGAGAUACGAUCGUUUAUGGGCAAAGUCAGCGAAGACGGUAACAAAUUCGUGCAGAAAAAAUUCGUCAACAGCAACAACAACGGCAACUCUGCCGCCGCUGCCGCAGCCGCUGCUGCCAGCAAUGACGCUGAUUACUCCUCGUUAAAAUCUACGUCCGGUUCGCCCGACAAUCUAUGUAAUUACUCGCACGCAGAGCAACGCCGCGGUAGUCUAGACUGCUCCAACCACGAAAAGGAUAAUAAUUUUUCUUCCGAUUCGUCAAUGGGCGCUAGCGUACGAUCUCCUCAAUCUCAGGCUUCUUCGCUGCAACGCAAUGAAUGAUCAUUCUCACAUAUCGGUUUCGGUAUAGCCUUCAAAUUUACCGCCUUCCGCCCUUACCCCCGGUACCGCGGCCGCGGUGCAAUGCAGUGGCAUCGAGUUAAGUACAUACUACUACGAGUACCUACGUACUUUAAAUUAGGUAGCCAGGUACUUCGUUGCUACCACGUAUAUCUACGUAGUACUCGUACGUAUUACCAACUGGAUUCGAAUACACAACACAGGCGGCGAAUUAUACCACCAUCGUAUUUAUAUUUCACCCAGUCCGCGAUAUCAACAUUACCUACAAUAAUGUUUCGUGUGUAUUACAUACAAUCGUGUAGUUCAUCUUCUAAAUGCUUUAAUGCAUUAUAAUACGACUAACAUCAGUAUACCUAAACCUAAUGAGGUACGUACCAUAAUCUUUUACGAGUAUUCGACCACGUGAUACGUAAUUUCAAAAAAUUAAUAGUGAAAUAGGUUUGUAGGUUCUGGGUAGGUAGGUAUUUUCCCCUUUCCUCUAUUCCCAUAUCUCUCUCACCGGUGGGUAUCGAGAAUUCUUCGCCAGUGAUUCGGAGAGGUUUGAAUCCACGAUUGAAAUCUUUGUUGGACGAACUUCAUUUUCGACCACAAUGUCACAGUCAGUGGAAAAGUAAAAUUUGCUACUCUGCUUACUCACUGUAGGAUGUCUUUUAUUUUCAAAAUUUUUCGCACUUCCACCAAAGUUGUUGGAUUUUAUGAAGAAAUAAUCUUUUGUUUUUGGAUCUCCCCCCCCCCCCCCGAAUGAAAAAAUUUAAAAAUAAGAUAAAUUAAAUUUUCCUAUUUCUGGGUCAAAAAUUAUUCUUUACCACAAUCUCUUUUUCAAUUUAAAAAAAAAAAACAAAAAAAACGAACAAACAAAUAAAAACUGUCCUUGCCCCCCUUCCAACAAUUUUGAUCUUUUUGUAUGAAGGUUUCCAAAGUUGAAAAAAAAAAGAAAAGAAAAAUCAAACUCUAAAAUUUUUUGGAAAACUGGUCAAAAUCCUUUUGAAUGCCUAACCUUUGUUUUCGAGAAAAAACCCACCUCAAAUCUCCAAAUAAUUUUUAAAAGUCGAUAAUAUUUUUAAAAAAUUCUGCAUCAAAAUUCUUCUCUAGUAAUCUCUUUUCCAAAAAAACCGUCAUCGCUCUCUACUCUAUACUUGAAAAAAUUGAAUUCUCAAAAAAAAAUGAAAAUAUCCACCUCCCCCAUUUCAAGAAAAAACCCUAAGUAGGAAUAUCUCAGUCCCACAAAAAUAUUUACUUUAAAAGCUUUACAUAAGUUGUAAGAAAAUAGUAAUUUUUAAAAAAAUUUCAAUAUCUUUGGUACAAUUUUUCUGAAGAUACUCAUUUACUUCAAGAAUCUCUCUUGGUUCCCCACCCUCAUCAGUAGGUAUGAAAAAAUUAAAAAACGAAACAAAUAUAAUUAUCAUUAAAAGUCGUCAAUGUUUUCCAUUUUCAAUUUCUAUAUCAGAAUUCUUCGUUAUGACCCAGCAUAUCUAGCCGAUUAUUUUUUUAGAGAUUUAAGAGACCCAAGUUUCACUUUCUCAUCAUCUGAAGAGAAAGGGCGUCAAAACUAUUGAAUAGUGUUUUUAUGAUGAACACAAAUCAUCAACUACCAGAUCCAUGAAUGUAAAGGCAUGAAAAUUCGAACUUUUUGGAUUUUUCUCAGGCAGAAAAUUCAUUUUCGUCUUAUGUACCUUACUUAUAAUUAAUACUGAAUCUUCAAAUUCAAAUUCUUGACAAAUUUUGGGUAUUUUUUUCAAGAUUGGAAAUUUUUCCAAAAAUGAGAAAAAAUCAAAAUCUACCAAACUGAUCUAGAAAGGUAAAAUUUGGAAUGUGCCUUAUUUUUAACUCUUCAAAUCAAUUGAAAAUGGUUUCGAACUAUUUUGAGCAGUUUUAAAGUAGGUUUUUUAAAAUUGAAAUGUAUCUAUACAAAAUCUUACCCAAUGAAGUUGGAAUGCUGAAAACAACUUUGAAAUUUUUAAAAAUACAAAAGGUAAAAAAAUGUUAAAUUAAUUUUUUUGGAAAACUGCUGUAGGUAUAAUUAGUCAAAUGGAUUAUUGAAAUUCAAUCAAAUACGGAAGUUCUUUUUGACAGAUUUUAUGGCAUUUUCAAGAACACUGAAAUGACUGGGCAUGUACAAAAUGCAGCAUAAUUUGAAUUUUAGCUGUUUUCCUCAAACGACAUGGGAACAGAGAAUAUUUCACAUUUUCGAUGAUAAAAUUUCUAGAAAAGUAGGUAGUACGGUUCCGAACUUGGUUGGAUCUGAUUUUGGAAAAAUGAUAUACUCGUAUGACCGCUAAAGCAAUUUUAAGUUGAUUUGGAGGUGUUUUUUUUGGCAUUUUUCGAAAAUCUGAAAUUUUUAAAAUACUCAGAGCAACGUAAAUACAAAUUUCAAUUUACUCGGAAUGUUAAAAAUUGGGAUAUAAAGUAGAUUUUAGAAAACUUUCCAUUCUCAUAGUGUAAAUUUUUUUGGAAAUUUCAAAUUUCAAAAAUAUGCUGGAAGCUCUAGAACUACUCAAAGCAUUUUGAAACAUUUUCCAUUGAUUUGAAAAAGUAGACGUACUCAAUUUUUAGAUUUCUAAAAAAAAUUCAAAAAAUCUCAAUUUUUUUCCAUUUUUGAUUCAAAUUUGUUUAUCAAAAAUUCACCAGAAAUCGAAAAUGACUCCCCUUGCAACACCGUUCACCCUCCCUCUACGGAAGAUCUGAGAACAGUGUGUUUUGACUCCCAUAAUCACUUUUUCAAAGUCUUUCAAAAAAUGAAACAUGGAAUCCCCUUCUCAUCCCUUCAAGAAAUAAUCCAAAAUCAAAACGUAUGCAGGUGCAUGAAAUUCAAAUUCUACGACCCAAUGCCAAAAGCACUUACUCUUUAGAACUCAUCGUAAUUUUGUCAAAAUUUUCAAUAAUUCAGCAUAGAACUUCCUCCUUCCUCCACACAAUAAGAUCUGGGUGUAAAAUAAAUGCAAAAUUCAAAUUCUAAGACCCAAAAAAACCUAUGCUUUGAUAUUAAUUAAUUAUUAUGAUUUCCUUAAAACUUUUAAAUUGAGCCCAGAACUUCCCCCUCUCCAAAAAAAGUUACCUAGAGCUAAAACAGGCAUGAAAUUCGAAUUCUACGACCCAAAAAACCUACAUAUCGACACUCGACACGAUUUUUCCGAAUUUUUUUGAAAUUUUGGGGGCACCACGUCCACUUAGGGGGGAGAUGGGACUAAACUAACAUCAAAUUUGAAUUCUACGUCAAAAAAUAGUCAGAAUCGCACCCUUUUCACGUUGAAAACGCUUGAAAUGGCGAAAUAAAGUGGAAAAAAUAAAUUCAUAUUUUUGGAGACUUGAACGCUGGAUCAAGAGCUAAGUCGAAUUUUCUCAAUUUUUUUUUCUUCUCUCAUUUCGACAUUUCAAUCGUUUUCAGCUUGAAAAGUAUGGAUUUCCGGCUAAUUUUCGACGCUGAAUUCAAUUUUGAUAUUAUUUCAGUCAUUGGCUCCCCUGGUGUGGAGGUACUGCCCCCACAAUUUGAAAAAAUGUCGAAAAAAUCGUGUUUGAUGUCGAUUUUAUAGGUUUUUUGAGGCGUAGAAUUCAAAUUUCAAGUCAGUUUCACUUUUAGAAUAUUUUUUGGAGAACUAGAGAUUGUGCUCCUUUUCAAAAUUUCCAAAAAAAUGAUGAUGGUGCCAAAGUACCGGUUUUCGGAGUCGUAGAUUUGAAAUUUCACUUUUAUUUUGCUGCCAGAUCCUACGUUAUGGACUAAGGAUGUGUCCAUUUAAUUUUUAGCAGAUUUUCUGAUAACUCACGUAUACCUACUUGUAAGUACACUGACUUUUCAUGUUACGUGCGUAGGUCUUGGUACAUAAGAGGUAAUAUGCGAGUAUGUAUUCGAGAUCUACGUGCCUGAUCUCAAUUCUAAAUGAACAUCGAACGCGUACCCAGCAUCAUACUCGUAUUACGAACCGUACGUACGAUGCUCUGCGAUGACUGGCUGGAGCUGGACGAUUGAUUAGCCAUUUGUUGCGUAUUGUACGGCGCAUCAAGUAGGUCUAAAUUAAUAUUUUCUAGCCGAAUAUUUACGCAUUGUACUCGAGAUAGGUACUUAAAAAAUAGGAUACUAAUUUGCGUAGGUAUUAUUUUGAUUUUGCGAUUAGCUGUGUUGCUGAUACAUUACCAACUGUGUGUGUGUUUGUGUGUGAGCUGUAGCUGGCGUUUUUUAUAAUGUCAUUGCUUAUUUUCACUUUCACGUAUCGUCGGCACUUGCUUGAAACAAGAUCGACAGCCUGAGGGAGGAUUUUAAAUACGUCCUCGCGUACGAAUACGUCCGUCCGUCCGUUGUAACAGCGAAAGUUCUUUAGGGUACAAGAAUAGGCUACAUAUAUGAAGAGUACAUACAUGUAUUCGAAACGUAGGCGGUCAUGUCGACGCAUAAGCGAUUGUCUUGCUUAUCUUUUCACUGCCUACUUACCUACUAAGUACCUGGCUCGAGUGUCUUUUUUAAUGAUUUUACGCGUUCAAGGGUCUAUAAUUAACUUCGAGCUUCUGGUUGCCUAUUUAAAAAAAAGUUAAAUCUGCCUUUCCCACCUCUCCUAACAACCCUUUUAAUAUUGAAAGAUGCAUUCUGAUCACCAAUUUAAGUGAUCGACGUUUGAACUCCUCUAUCUCUCUAUCUCUCUCUCUUUUUCACACUGAUGUUUUGUCUAAUGUCCAUUUUCUUUCUUUUUCUCCCGCGAAGAAAAAAUUAAUAUUUUUGUAAAUUUAUACGAAUAUCGCGCCUAUCACCUAAUUAUUAUUAAUGUAAUAUUUCUAGUCAAAUCAAUUAGGAAAAUUGUUCUUAUUUUUUCGGUUAAAUGUGUAUAUUAUCGUUAUUUGGUAUAUUAUUUGCGUAGUAGGCGUUAUGAUUCUAGCUAAUUACGUAAACUUUAAAUUUAUAAUUUUUAUUUGAGAAUAUUGAUGUAAGUAUUUUGAGAUGAGCUUUAUGCGAUUUGUUGUAGUAACGAGAUCUUUAAUAUUUGUUUCUUGUUCGUUUGUUUCGUUUCUCUCGAUAAACUUUUAGGAGCACGCUUGUGCAAAAAAUUAUUUUCCACUCUGUACUCGUUAAGUUUAUACGUAAUUUUAAGCGCUUAGAUCGGCAGCGUUGUAAUUUUGCAACCGAACAGUCGAUAAAAUCGUUUGUUUGGAGUAAUUUUCUUUUCAUUUGGUAAAUUUUCCGAUUCUUAUAGCUGCUCCCAAAGAACUUGGUUACCUAUUUCACGCAAUCAAAAAUCAGAUAGUUUGAGAUAAUCGACGGUUAAUGAGCUGAUAAAGGUGCGCAGCUCUUCUUAAUUCGUUCAUUAAUUUAAAAUACUUUCGUUCGAUGAGGGGGGGGGGGGGGAGGAAGAAAAAAUACAAACGGAUUCCAACGUUUGAAAAUUGGAAUAAAAAUAUCUAUCGAAUAGUUACCUAUCUACCUACCAACCUACUUACCUAUCUUGAUCCGUAUAAUCGUCCUGUCAUAUAAAUACUAGGUACCUACGUAUUAGAAGGGGGGGAAUUGUUGUUCGUUAUUGCGAGAAACACAUCUGCAGUAAAAGUACCUUCGUCGUAAUAUAUUGUUGAAACGAUUGUAUCAAAAAUAAAUGUAAUUGUACGUACUCUACCUAUGCUAUAUUAUCUCGAUAAGACGUGAUUUAAGGAAAAUGUUACCUUUCUUUUUUGUUUCUUGUUUUUUUUUUGCUUUUGUUUUGUUUUGUUUUUCUCUGUUCUUUUCCAAAUUGUACUUAGGCAAUUUUUAUUUAACUAUUUUUAUCAGCUGUACAACUCUUGUAUUAUGUUAACCGAAACAAAAAGCCUACCAAAUAAUUCUGCCAUCAAAUUGUGUCCAUGUUGGAAGAGAAUUUUAAAUAUCUACGUAUACUUAUGUCCAAGUUGUUUUUUUCUUUUGUUUUCUUUUUUCGUAUAAAUAACUUAAGUAGCCCUACCUAUACUAAGUGUAGUAAAAGUACCUACUGUUUUUCACACCGAUGUACCUACCUAUAUACUGCGACACGAAUAAUGUUUCAUUGAUUUGAGCAUUCCUAUUAUAAUAAAUACCUAUACGUAUGUGUAUAUGAAAUACGAAUUACCAAAUAAGUAGAUAUAUAUUACUUAGAUGCAAUUGUGAGCUUUCUUUUGCGGUUGUUACCAAGAUUGAUUAAUAGGUUGAAUGAUGGUUUCGGCGCUGCUCAAAUCAAUCGAACAUACGGUACUUAUUAUUAAGUAUAAUAGUCUUUGAUUUUGUUGUGUUUUUUUCCCCGUGUGUAGUUUAUAGUUUCUUUUAUUUCUUUCUUUCUUCCGUUUUAUUUCUCUAUUUUUUUUCUUUGUUUUUCCUUAAAUUAAGGAAAUAAAAAAACAUUCUGUCAAA